ACCCAUCACAGUCACCGCUGUCGUUACCAAGUUUAGAUCCGCAUCACAGGGCUCACGAUGGGUCGACUUUUGACGUUCGCGUGCUGCAAUUUGAACCAAUGGGUCCUCGACUGGGAGGGAAACCGCAAGAGGAUCGUGGAGAGCAUCAAAGUUGCCAAGGAGCGCGGUGCUGGAUUUCGCACUGGACCAGAACUUGAAAUCACUGGUUAUGGUCUGUUAGAUCACUUCCUUGAGGGUGACACGUAUCUGCAUGCGUGGGAGCAGUUGGCCAUCAUCCUUCAAGAUGAGUCGAUACAUGGCAUCAUCGCCGAUAUUGGCAUGCCCGUCAUGCACCGCAACAACCGGUACAACUGCCGUGUCAUCAUUCUCGACGGCAAGAUCUUGUUCAUCCGACCAAAGCUUUACCUCGCCAAUGAUGGAAACUACAGGGAGAUGAGGCAUUUUAUCCCAUGGAACCGCCCUCAGCACCACGAAGAGUACUACCUUCCUCAGUUCAUCCAGAAGCUACAAGGCUCCACCAAAGUACCAAUCGGAGACAUGGUCCUCUCCACACCUGACACAUGCAUUGGUAUGGAAACUUGUGAGGAGCUCUUCACGCCGUUGUCGCCUCACCUGGCUAUGUCGUUGAACGGCGUUGAAGUAAUCACGAACUCCAGUGGCUCCCACCAUUCGCUUAGAAAGCUUAAUGCUAGGAUUGCCUUGAUACAAGAAGCUACACGGAAGUCGGGCGGUGUGUACCUCUACUCAAACCAGCAAGGUAUGGAUGGCGACCGCUUGUAUUAUGAUGGUUGUGCGAUGAUCAUCAUCAACGGUGAGAUCAUCCAGCAGACAUCGCAAUUCAGUCUCAACGAUGUCGAGGUUUGCGUCGCCACAGUCGACAUCGAGGACGUCAGAUCUUACCGCUGCACGCCCUCGAGAGGUAUUCAGACUCUCACAGCACCAACAUACGAGCGUGUUGAGACUUCGUUCUCCAUCGGCAAAGACGAUGAUUCGACUGAUCCAACCCUGGCUCCUAGCCCUCGACAAGAGCUGAAGACACACGCUCCCGAGGAAGAAAUCUACCUGAGUGGGUCUUGCUUCCUCUGGGACUACCUGCGACGUUCUAACCAGGCGGGCUACCUAAUCCCACUAUCCGGUGGUAUCGACAGCUGCUCGACAGCGGUGCUGGUCUAUGGCAUGUGCAACGUCGCCUUUGAAGCACUCCAAGCAGGCAAUGCACAAGUAAAGGCCGAUAUCCAGCGCAUCGCAGGCCCUGGCGAAGCAGAAGGCUGGUUGCCAAAGUCGCCUCAAGAGCUCUGCUCAAAAGUCUUUUCAUCCGUCUUCAUGGGCAUGGCCAAGCAAUCAUCCAAAGAAACUCGCAGCCGCGCCGAGCGUCUGUCGCACGAUAUCGGCGCUCAACACACAGACCUAGACAUCGACUCGAUCUUCGAAGCCUUCAAAGGCGUCCUCACCAAAGCUACCGGUCACGAACCAGCCUUCAAAGUCCAUGGUGGCACCCACGCCGAGAAUCUUGCGCUGCAAAACAUCCAAGCACGCUCUCGCAUGGUGCUCAGCUACAUCUUUGCGCAGCUCCUGCCAACCGUACGCCAGCGACCUAACGGCGGCUCCCUACUCGUCCUAGGCUCCGCCAACGUUGAUGAGGCCCUGCGCGGCUACUUCACCAAGUACGACUGCUCUUCCGCAGACAUCAAUCCCAUCGGCGGUAUCUCAAAGACCGAUCUCAAGCGCUUCAUCGCCUGGGCCGAAACUCGCCUUUCGCUGCCCAUCCUGCGAGAGUUCCUCGACGCCACCCCGACCGCCGAACUCGAGCCCCUGACCGAGGACUACGUGCAAUCCGACGAGGUCGACAUGGGCAUGUCGUACGCCGAGCUCUCUGUCUUCGGUCGCCUGCGUAAGAGCCACAAACUCGGACCAUAUGGCAUGUUCCAGCGCCUGGUGCACGAGUGGAAGGACCUGCACGAGCCGCGUGUGGUUGCCGACAAGGUCAAGCGUUUCUACCACUACUGGGCUAUCAACAGACACAAGAUGACUACCAUCACGCCGAGUCUGCACAUGGAAGACUACUCACCUGAUGACAACCGGUUUGAUCUGAGGCCAUUUUGCUAUCCGAGCUUUUGGUCGAGCUGGAGCUUCAAGAAGAUCGACGAAGCGGUGGAGAAGAUGGAGAAGCGGAAGCAGACUGCGGCUGCCUAGAGACUUUCAGAAGCUGCUCUCUGCAGUGAUGCUGUUCAUGUAGAAACUUAGGAUUUGUGUGCCUUAAUGCCGAAUAGAAAGAGCGCAAUA
Messenger RNA from Boeremia exigua, 2283 nucleotides. RefSeq lists its product as uncharacterized. The transcript has 4 exons. Bases 58 to 2193 code for a protein of 711 amino acids. Gene Ontology annotation, biological process: NAD+ biosynthetic process. Lineage: Eukaryota; Fungi; Ascomycota; Dothideomycetes; Pleosporales; Didymellaceae. Gene Ontology annotation, molecular function: glutaminase activity; ATP binding; NAD+ synthase (glutamine-hydrolyzing) activity. Gene Ontology annotation, cellular component: cytoplasm. The record is from RefSeq and is a predicted model, not a curated record.